Messenger RNA from Fomitopsis serialis, 2274 nucleotides. RefSeq lists its product as uncharacterized. The record is from RefSeq and is a predicted model, not a curated record. The coding region runs from base 1 to 2274 and encodes 757 amino acids. NCBI's taxonomy places the organism in Eukaryota, Fungi, Basidiomycota, Agaricomycetes, Polyporales, Fomitopsidaceae. The transcript has 2 exons.
AUGCAGGAACCACAGACCAAACUCACGGGAAGCCAGCCAGACGCCACCUUGACGCCUGCCGCCCAGCUGACGACAGACUCGACCAACCCCACGCCGUCCCGCAACCCGUGGCGACCGAAGACGAGCUCACCGGACGCUAGGGAGAAGAGUCCUAGCGGCGUCGAAGCUGGGGACCAGCAACCGGAGUCGACAACCUCCCCUGCACCCGACAUGAAUGCGCCGAAGCCUGACGCGACCCAGGGCGAGAUAGGCGACACUGACGACAAGACUGAGGCCCCGCCCAUCAUCGCUAAGGCCGUCACCCAACCGGCCCAGGACGCCGACGCCCAAGCGCCAGCGACCAAUAACGACACACCGACCCCCUCCGAGCCCAUCGACAUCCCAGUCAAGGGAAAAUCGGCCACGGCGCGCCGCAAAGCCAGGGAAGCGGCGGCCGUCGCGCUCAAACGCGCAAACAAGAAGCCAACCAAGCACGUCGGACCGGCUGCUACGACCGGGGAAGAGAAGACGGAGGGAGGGACGCGCACCCCGAGCGACGCUAGAAAGAGACGCCGCGUGUCGGAGGACGUCGGCAAUGGCGAGGAGCAGGCUACCACGGACGUACGCCAGGACGCCCCCGCGCGCACGAUGAGAACCUAUGUACGUCGUGACGGGGAUAUCAUCAUACCCCCGCUAGCUGACUACGGCCUUGAGUCCCUCCAUCCCCUGCGCAAAAACUACGACGAGGACGGCAUGAGUAUCGUGGAGGACGACGGAGACGUCGGCGGCAACGGCGAGGACUCUGACAACGAGUCGACGACCUCAAACAUGGAUAUCGUGUCCAGCCUGGACGUCGUACCCGAUAUCAUCCCAGCGACGGAAGACUUUGUGGCGGGAUUCAUGGACGAGGACCUGCCCGCCUUCUACGAGCGCGAGGUGACGUGGGCAAGUCUCCAACCGGAGAGUCGGGCGCGAACUCCCUUCCCUCGCGUAGCGCACACCACCAGGAGCAACAUCCCCACACGCACGGCCACGCCGAACGACUUCUUCGCGACCGGUAUAACCUCGCCUCGCACGCCUACGAAAGCGAGUCAGGGACGCGUCAACGACGCGACGCCGCGCGCACCGACACGUAACCACGGAACACAACGCACGACCCGCCCUGCAGAAAUGAUGGCAGUGGACGAGCUCGAAACGACGCCGACGCCGCAACCAGCGACAUCCCUGGCAGGGCAGCGCCGGGGAGGGCUAGCGAGGACAUCGCGACAAUACCAAGCGAUCGCCGUACCCAAUACCUUAACUCGACGCACUGAUACAGAGUGGCCGCUGUCCGGGUGGAGACACGCGUACCAAAAGUUCGACGGUAUGUCGGACAAGCAGUACGAGUCCUGGGAGGAGAUCGCGGACGCAGGCCCGACGGUAGUCAUCAUCAUACCGCGCUGCGGCGCCGACGAGCCCGAGACCGGGGCCCGACUCAUGGCCAUCACGGAGAUCCUCGAUGAGCACCUCGGCAUCAGCGAUGAGAUGCUCGUCGCCGCGAACUCGACCAAGAAGCUGAAGGACAGACGACGUAACGACAACCCCCUCGCCAUCCUCUGCUUCAACAUCACCGACGCACAGCGUGACAAAAUGAUCGGGACCGCCUGGCUCCCAACGUCCGACGGUACGAUCGGCUUCCUGCGUUUCGAUCCCGAGAACCCGCGCUUCGCAGGCGCAUGGAGACUUCCGCACAAGUUCGGCGUGACCUCGCCAAACGGGUACACGGCCGUCUUCUGCCGCGAGCUCAGGAAACCGGAACUGCGCGUCCCCAUCCAAGCCGUCAUGGAAGAGGACAUCGCGGACGACGGCAUAUGGGCAAACGACACCAUCGACGACGCGUACGAGAAGUUCAUCGCGUCUGCGGAGGCUAAAUACCUCAAGGUCAAGCUGCAGGACGGCACGCCUGACCCCCUCGUUCGCCUCUUUAUCGACCCACCGACCGCGGACCCCAACGCCUGGGAGACGUUCCGCACACUCCUAAGCGACUAUGACUUCGGCAGCGCGGCCACCGGUAAGCCUGAGGCGUACACCGAGGACAUGAGAUGCGCGUACUGCCAUGCCGCGGACCACCCGGUCGGCCUCUGCGAGCUCGUGAAGCUCCCAAAGUGGCACGACGUCAUCCCGGGCGCCGCUGACGGACCAGUCCGUGGAAAUGCAGUGCGAGGACGCGGCGGCGGACGCGGCAACCGGGGCAGGAACGGUGGUGGAGGUAGGGGCGGCUACCAGGGCAAAGGCAAAGGCGUCGACAGGUCGUAA